Messenger RNA from Adineta ricciae, 1737 nucleotides. The record is from the annotation of a GenBank genome assembly. NCBI's taxonomy places the organism in Eukaryota, Metazoa, Rotifera, Eurotatoria, Adinetida, Adinetidae.
AUGUCAAUGCAAGAUUUUCCUGGAGAACUAUGGCUAAUGAUUUUCAAAUAUCUCUCAACUGAAGAUCUCCUUCACACCUUUCAUUCUCUUAAUCAACGUCAUCGCAAUCUUAUUGCUGAACAUUUUCAGUAUAAUGCUGUUAACUUACGAUCCACUUCGGAAUCGAGUUGUCAUCUUUGUUGCUCUUACUAUUCAUCUAGCAUUCGUAAGCUUCGUUUGUGUCAAAGCUUCGAUUAUCCAUCACAAACUAGCUCAUUCCUUAUACAACAUUUUCACCUGAAUCGAUUUACAUCUCUUCAAUCUUUAUCGCUCGAACAUAUCGAAUCGUCUACAAUGUGGCAAGAGAUAUUGAGCCAAAUAAAUGAAUUACAAAACUUAACUCAUUUGUGCAUUCGUCAAGUGAACGUUUACAAUAACAGAGAAACUCUUAAUUCGAUGUUUAACCAAUUGUGGAGUUUACCAAAGCUCAUCUAUGUAUACUUUGAUUUGAAACAUUCAAAAGAGAAAAGUAGUGAACAAUUUCCUGCUUUGAAUACGAUUUCUUUAUCAUUAAAACACGUCGAACUGCCCAGUUUGACAUGCAAUUUGAAUGAUGUGCAUAUUAUUUGCCAUCAUACACCAUGCUUGGAAAUUUUAUCUUUGAAUUGUGUCAACUCGGUAGGAAGCCAGUUAAUACAAUAUGAGAUCGGGCAGAUAAAGAAAUUCCGUCUUGUUUUCAAUGGAGAAUGGUCCGUUCUGAUCAAUCUUCUUCAAUCUAUGACAAACUUGGAGCAUUUUAUACUCACUGCAACACUUCCAAUUUCAGACGACGGUCAUCGAUGGCGACGUCUUAUUUCCGAACAUCGGCCGAAUCUUAAAGUAUUUCAAUUUGUAAUCCAUUACCAAACUGUUGAAAGACAGAACACUUCAGUACUGGCGACUAGACUCGUGAAUUCAUUUAAUAAUGCUUUUUGGUUAACAGAACAUCAUUGGUGUGUUCGUUGUGAUUGGCAAAGGUUAAACGCUCCAAAUUAUGUUUGUCUUUACACUCUUCCGUAUAUACUCGAUCAAUUCUACGAAUGUGCCAGUAAUGUUCUUCUUGAAUCUCAAACGACUUGUGUUCAAAAUCAUCAAUCAUACGAUCGCGUGAAUUCACUAAACUAUUCAUAUUUUCCAACCGUCUCAUUACCGAUUUCGUUUUCCACGCUUAAAACUCUUGUAUUAACCCUACCAAUAGAUAAUCGUUUUCAAACGGUCAUUCCGAAUCUCAAUGAGCUGAGACAUAUUCAGUUAUAUAUUGAAGAAAAUGAAAUUGAUGAUCAACGGCUGAACUUACUCAACACAGCACCAUGUUUGUAUAAACUAACUUUAAAGAAAUGGCCAUCGUCGACAACUUGCGAAGUGUAUGAACGCAUUACCAACGCAUCGAUUCGUAAAUUAGAUUUGUAUGGAACGUCAUCAACUAAUUGCCUGCAGUGUUUUGAUUAUAAGCGAUGUGAAGCUUUCAGUCGUACAACUCUAGCACAACAAUGUGAAAAGUUGACAAUACGUCUUGAAACUCAUGAGGAUAUUUCCGUUCUUCUGUCGAAUAUGAAAAAUCUUCGACUAUUAGUUGUUAGAUGUGCAAACGAUCCUUGUAGUGGAGAAUCGGAAUUCCCAGAUAAAUUUUUCCAGCAGAUAAAAUCUCAACUUCCGUCAACAUAUAUUGUAUUCCGAGAAGCACGUAGUUUUGGCAAGAUUCGGAUUUGGAUUCAGUAG